Colletotrichum truncatum is the source of this 2391-nucleotide messenger RNA. RefSeq lists its product as uncharacterized. The record is from RefSeq and is a predicted model, not a curated record. Lineage: Eukaryota; Fungi; Ascomycota; Sordariomycetes; Glomerellales; Glomerellaceae.
AUGGACCGGAAUCCGACCUCGAGUGAACAGCCGCCGCCGAGGUAUUCGGCUUCUAAGCCGGCUGACCUGUCGCGGCAACCGCUGCGGUAUUCCCCACGCCCAGUCUAUAUUCUAGCCAUCUACCUCAUCCUGUUACUCGUUCCGUGGAUAUGUGUCGUCGUCGUCAAUCAGCGAACUACAUCCGACCCUUGGGGUAUCCUAAUGCAAGAUGACAUGGACAGGUAUCGACGAUGGUUGAGAGUGGCAUCGUUUCUGAGUGCCGUGACGGCUGUUGCCGCUCUGCCAUGUGUUGCGGCGCUCUUGGCUCAUGGUGCCGUUGUGUAUUCGCAAAGACGAUUCCACGAACAGUCACUUAGCCUCCGACAAUUGCUGGCUCUCUCUGACGGAAGGUGGACAGCUGCCGUCUCCAUCAGAGAGACGUCUUCUUACCUGCUAUUAGCCGCUGGGCUGUUACUCCUUGCUGGUGUUCAAUAUCCCCUUCAGUCAGUCCUAAUGCCGAUGUCCUCUCGUGUGGUGUAUCCAUGUGAGAGCUCCAGACACUUGACAAAGUGGGAUCGUACCUGCGAUGGGGCUGGGUACCGGGCAGAGAGGCUAGGGAAGGAGCCGGAGCCGACUUUACUGAGAGAGCCCAACGACGUUCCUCAUGUCAUCGAUGUCGUAAGAUCCAGGAUGACCAAUAUCACGUCAGCAGACAUCCAAGACAACCUCUGGCGAGGCAACAACACACACCGGAGCUUUUUAGUGGGCGUCGACCAGAAGUACGACGACUCUUUCUGGGUGUCGGCAUUGUCUGCAGGCAUCACAACAGGGCCCCUAAGACAACACUCCAUGAGGCUCAACUCAACUGCUGACUGUCAGGUAACAAAUCGAGAUGAGUUCCCCUCACACUGCGAUGGUUAUGCGACUUCCAUCGAAGGUUUUGGAGUCAUGAUCAGAACCUGCCUACCAGACAAAUUCAACAAUGUCGCCAUUGAGCGAUCACCACUGCCUGCGCGUCGACGCCAGGAUAUCGAGGAAGUCCUUUUCAUCGAUGCACAGAUCAGCCCCGAGGCAGCUCAGGCCCCUGAUUUUCUUCUGGAUGCAGCCGAGAACGUCACCAUUCAGUGUGUUUCCAAGACGACUCGCGCAUUUUUUGAACUUGGUAACUUCCACAACGAGCUGCAUCCCUCUGAGAUUGUCGAAGAGUGGCCCUCGGAUGAUGAAAUGAGGGCCCGGUUCCAUGACUACGACUGGUCGGGGAAUCUCAUCACCAGGAACUGGGAAGAAGGGUGGGAUCGUGACCGGUACGCGGGAUGGACUUCAUUACGAGGCCCAUUGAGAACAACCACCGAGGCUCUUUUCGGCGCCGGGUCGUACCCGCAAGCUGUACUUGACUUCUUGAGCCAAACCUUCCCCGACAAUCAGAUCCCCGACAACACUUCCGACACUGCUAUCCAUGAGGCGCAACGUCGGGUGUGUGCGCUAAGCUCGCCGCUACAUGAUUGGCAAUUGCCGCACAAUUCACACAACGACGAAUUUGACUCCUGGUACCCUUCCAUCUACAACGGAUGCACGCUGAAGAAGCUCCCCAAGUCGCUCUUCAGAAUGGCUCAGGGCCUUCGUCACCUGACCGUGGCGCAGAGCACCCUCGGCGUUGGCAUGUACCUAUCAAACGCGGCUGUAUUGCAGGACGCCGCUACGAACGACGCAGCUAGGACAAUCUAUAAUCUGACCGGCACCGACUUUGUUGCGCCACAGCACAGCCUUGGGGCGACCAUCACCCUCAGCACUCUCAUCAGUAUCCAGGUUGUGUGUCUCAUACUGCUUGUCGGUUACAUUUACAGCGUGCCGACAUGGACCAACACAUUGGAUGCAUUUGCCAUGAUGAGGAUCGGGGCACAGUUAAGGAGUACAGUGAACCUGCUGCCUCUGCGUCGCGCCACGCAAGACGAUAUGGACAGGUUCAGCGAGAUGGAAGGUUUGAUAGGUGUCGUUCCUGGGCCCGGUACCACGGUAGAUGAUGACCUCGAACUGGCCACGAUAACUUCCACCCGCUCUUUCCGAAACAUGCCGUCUUCACAUCAUUACGAGUUAGUCAGGCCUGCGUCACCUGCAAACUCAAUCUUGUCGCUGGACAUGCCGGCGGCACCCCCACAGACACGGCAACCUUCACAGGCCACCACCGCCGGAAUGACUCCGGACGACUUGAGUUCCUAUCUCCAAGGAGGAGGUCUGGCGUCGCCAUCGGUAUUAUCUGUGGCGUCUUCCGUGAGGAGCGCAUCUCCUCCGCCGCCUUACCUGCCGGCGAGCUCGUCGACCAGAGAACAACGACCUCGUUUACCGUAUGAGCUGGGAUUGGGGGCGCCGGGGCUGGUCUCGAAAGCACUAUGGAAGAAGCACCAACCGAAGUGA